Messenger RNA from Corylus avellana, 2093 nucleotides. Its product is annotated as transcription factor bHLH130. Gene Ontology annotation, molecular function: RNA polymerase II cis-regulatory region sequence-specific DNA binding; DNA-binding transcription factor activity, RNA polymerase II-specific; protein dimerization activity. Gene Ontology annotation, cellular component: nucleus. The record is from RefSeq and is a predicted model, not a curated record. NCBI's taxonomy places the organism in Eukaryota, Viridiplantae, Streptophyta, Magnoliopsida, Fagales, Betulaceae. Gene Ontology annotation, biological process: regulation of transcription by RNA polymerase II.
CGGUAAUUUUUAGGAGUUAUGAGCGAUGGCUUUCUGUAGUUCACGUUUGGCUGCACUUGCACACGAAGAAGAAGAUAAAUAUUGCAUCCUUUCUUGCUCUGUCUCUGUCUCUCUGUCAUAAACUCCACCAACAACACCUCCACACUCUCUUUCUCUCUCUCUAGCUGAAGAUCUUCCUUGCUUUCGGUGCUUUGAAAAGCAAAUCUAAGGCUGCACUUCAUCCUCUCUCUAUCUCUCUUUUUCCCCUGCUUUCGCAAAUACGCUCUCUUUCUCUCUCUGUCUUUUCACUUGGAUCUCUAUUCUCUCGGUAAAACACAGACCUCAAAGUUCCGUUUAUUUACGGGCUAUCAUUAUCUUCUAGCUAGGGUUUAUUAUGGUUUUUGUUUCCCAGUCCCAGUAGCUUAUGCUUUGGUUAAGCUUUUUCCCUUGGUUGCUUCCUUCUCAAGAUCUUAUCCAAGUCUGCUUAGAAUUCAAGCUGAAAUUUUCCCAAGAAAGUGAAAGAAAAAUUCCACAGAAUUUUCUGUGUAAAGCAGUGAGCGAUUUGUAUAUUAGUUCCCUAGCAUCAAACAGUGCCAUGAGCCUUGAAUUGUAGUCCACUCUCCAGGAGCUUUGGAAAAGUAACAGAGCAAAAACAGAGGAAAACAGAGGAGUGUUCCAUGGAUUCAAAGUCCCAGCAUGAUUAUGAACACCAAAAUCAGCAACCCAAUUCUGGGUUGUUACGUUUUCGCUCUGCCCCGAGCUCGCUUCUCUCCAAUUUCAUCGAAGGAGGUGUUGUUGCUUCCGGUGCCAAUAAGGGCAAUUUCACAGAGGGCUCUGAAUCAGAGAUACUUUCCAGAUUCCUAAAUUACGCUGGCAGUGCUGAUACAGCUUCGCCGACCGAGGCGGCUGUGAACCGUGUGAGCUCUCAGCAGGGCUAUUCUGGGGGUUUGCCGCCCCAUUAUCCGAGAUAUGGCCCGGCUGCUACUAAUUCUUCUCCUAUGGAUGGCUCAUAUGGGUUGGUGGGUUCAAUGGCAACGGAUCACCACGUUCAAGCGAAAGCAGAUAAUUCCAAUAUUCUCAGGCAAAGUAGCUCGCCUGCGGGGCUUUUCUCCCAUAUCUCUAUCCCGAAUGGCUAUGCCACCAUGAAAGGUGUUGGAAACUACGGUGGGGUGAAUGGUACUAAUGGAGAUAUUAGUCCAUCUACGAACAGAUUGAAGAGUCAAAGUAGUUUCUCACCAAGACUUCCUUCUUCCCUAGGUGUGUUGUCGCAGAUCUCUGAUAUAGGGACUGAAAGUGUUGGGGCAAAUAGUCCUGGUGAUGGAAAGCUUGGAAAUGGCAAUGGUGAUGUUCGAUUUUAUGGCCCUGGGUUCCCAUAUGGUUCUUGGAACGAUUCAUCGCAUUUUGCAGAGAAUUUCACUGGCAUGAAAAGAGAACAAGAUGAUGAUGGGAAACUAUUUUCUAAUACUCAGAAUGGAGGACUUGGAACUCAAGGUCAUUUAUUAUCCCACCACUUGAGUUUGCCGAAGACUUCAUCAGAGAUGUUUACCAUGGAAAAGUACCUGCAAUUUCAAGAUUCUGUUCCUUGUAAAAUUAGAGCAAAGCGCGGUUGUGCCACUCAUCCUCGAAGCAUUGCAGAAAGAGUAAGAAGAACCCGGAUUAGCGAACGAAUGAGAAAACUCCAAGAACUUGUCCCAAACAUGGACAAGCAAACAAACACAGCCGACAUGUUGGACCUGGCUGUCGAAUAUAUUAAAGAACUUCAGGAACAGUCCAAGACUCUUAGGGAAAAUCGAGCCAACUGCAAGUGUUAAGUAUGCAGAACCCAAGUCUCAAAUCAAAUUGCUUAAACUUGCUGAUGUACAGAAAAUAAGAGUAAUGGAAAGUUGAUAGAAACCAGAUCUCAUUUCAUUUAUGUGCUGAGCAAUAAGUGGAAGAGGCUUAAGAUAUUUUCUUUCUAGUGUAUGUGGCAUAGAAGCAGGUGGUAGAGUUUUCUGUUUUUCACCACAAGUUUUGGGUCCUGUAAGCUAACAAGGCUUCCAAUCACACGAUAUAUGAAAUAAAGAGAGAAAGUUGUACAGGACAUGUUCAAAUAGUGCAAUCCUUGUUUUGUGUGA